Messenger RNA from Bombus pascuorum, 977 nucleotides. RefSeq names its product venom protease. Gene Ontology annotation, molecular function: serine-type endopeptidase activity. Bases 28 to 900 code for a protein of 290 amino acids. NCBI's taxonomy places the organism in Eukaryota, Metazoa, Arthropoda, Insecta, Hymenoptera, Apidae. The transcript is spliced from 6 exons. The record is from RefSeq and is a predicted model, not a curated record. Gene Ontology annotation, biological process: proteolysis.
AUUCGUCACUUCUUUUAUUUCAGGACAAUGUCGGGCUUCAAGAUGCUGUUUCUAUGUUUGGCGUUAAUUGUCCUCCUGCAAGCAUUGGUUCACCAGGCGUCUGUUGAAGCAACCUCGUAUGGCCCCUUGCGUCCACCACACUGUGGUUUUAGCAACGUUACGCAUACCAGGGUGGUUGGUGGUAAACCAGCUAAACUUGGUGCUUGGCCAUGGAUGGUUGCAUUAGGGUUUCAUAAUUAUAGAUGGCCAAAAAAGGAUCCGGAAUGGAAGUGCGGAGGUUCCCUGAUAUCGGCUAGGCAUGUUUUGACAGCAGCACAUUGUGCAAUACACCGUUCAUUGUACGUGGUUCGUAUCGCGGAUUUAAAUCUAAAACGAGAUGACGACGGAGCGCAUCCUAUUCAAAUGGGAAUCGAAUCUAAACUAAUUCAUCCUGAUUAUGCUUUCCCGAAACACCAUGAUGAUAUAGCUAUUCUUAAAUUGGAGAAGGAUGUAUCAUUUUCGGAACACAUACGUCCCAUUUGUCUCCCCAUAGAGGAGUCCCUUCGAAAUAACAACUUCAUCGGCUAUAACCCCUUCGUUGCUGGAUGGGGAAGAUUAAAAUAUAGAGGACAACUAAGUAAUGCAUUAAUGGAAGUACAAGUGCCAGUGGUUAACAACGACGAAUGCAAACGUGCUUAUAAGGACGCUUCUGAUACAGUAAUAUGCGCCGGAUACGCUAAGGGUGGAAUGGAUUCUUGUCAAGGUGACAGCGGAGGACCACUGAUGAUACCACAAAAUUCCACCUAUUAUGAAAUAGGUGUUGUGUCUUAUGGUCAUGAGUGCGCUUUACCUAAUUAUCCUGGCGUUUACACUAGGGUCACGUCCUACCUCGACAGCUUUAUUCUCCCAGCGUUGAAAUAAUAUAAUUAUUAGUGUUUGCAUAAAUAUGAUUUUUCGUGUACGAAAAGUAAAGUUGGAAUUUAUUAUUGGGGUGAUUA